CAAAGUCGGCACUAAAUAGUGGUCACUCAAAACUCGGUUUUUCACUCCGCUGCUGCCUGGGUUUUGCAUUAAUCCCAUUAGUUUUGCAAAUAUUUCAAGAAAUUGGAAACACUUUUUAAAGAAUGGCGAAUCGCACAGUGAAAGAUGCCAAGUCCAUCAAAGGCACGAAUCCACAGUACCUCGUGGAGAAAAUUAUUCGGUCCAGAAUCUACGAUAGCAAGUACUGGAAGGAAGAGUGUUUCGCUCUCACAGCUGAGCUCCUCGUCGACAAGGCUAUGGAAUUGCGCUUCAUCGGAGGCGUCUUCGGGGGAAACAUAAAAGUCACCCCGUUUCUCUGUCUGACCCUUAAAAUGCUCCAGAUUCAACCUGAGAAGGAAAUUAUUGUGGAAUUUAUCAAGAAUCAGGAUUUCAAAUAUGUUCGAGUUCUGGGUGCGUUUUACCUCCGACUUACGGGAAGCUCGUUGGAUUGCUACAACUACCUCGAGCCACUCCUGAACGAUUAUAGAAAGAUAAGAGUGCAGAACAGAGAAGGAGUCUUUGUAAUGAGCUAUGUGGACGAAUUUGUGGACGAACUGCUUCGAGAAGAACGAAGCUGUGACAUUAUUUUACCCCGGAUGCAGAAACGAACCAUUCUAGAAGAAAAUAAUCAGUUACAGCCUAGAAUAUCCGUCUUAGAAGAGGACGAUGACGACGAUGAUGACAUGGAUAUGGAGGAGUCACGAGAAAUGGAUAAGAAAUCGCCACAAAAGUCGUUGAUGAGGCCACCAGUUAGUAAAUCUAAGGACGAGGGGAGGCAAAGGCGGUCUCGCUCUGCAGAGUCACCCUCAUCAGGUGAAAGGAGACGAAAGAAAGAGCACGAUCGUGAAAAGAAACGGGAAGACCGACUCACGGAGCAUAGAACACGAAAAGAGAAUACGAGAGGGGAUGAGGAGCACGAUCGCAGAGGCAGAGAUCGGUCAGAUCGGCACAGGGAUGACCGCAAGUCGGACAAGUAUAGUAGCAGCAGCGGGAGUAGGGAUCGACCACGGGAGAGGGAUCGAGAUCACGGGAAAGGGAGAGAUGAUUACCCAAAAGGCAGCAGGGACGAGGGUGGACGUAGCAGUCAUCGCGACAGAGAUCGAGACCGUGGUGAAAGUGAUAAUAGGCGAGAUCGAGGAGACAGUGAUCGACACAGGAGCAGCCGCAGAUAUGAUUAUUAAAUAAACAAAUUAAUAUUUAAUUAAUCAACACGUUUUUAUUAUUGCAAGUAAUUAUCAUAAGUAAUUAGUUAGUUAGUAAGUAUUUCCUUGUCCUUAAAUAUAUCUUCUUUGAUACAGAGUGACACUUAAAGCUUUCUCAUUAUUUAUCUUGUUUUUUUGUACCAAAAUAGAUUGUCAAAUAUUAAACAAAUUUUCUAUCUUUCCAACGAAAUUUUCACUACGGUCUUUUUUUAUUGUAUACAUUAUUUACCUUCUAGUGAUGAUUUUCUAAUUUUCUACAUAAAUAUACAGAGUCUAUACUAGUCUGGAACAAUAAGAGAAAGCAAAUGUCUCAAAGUCUAGUUUUUAAACGUGUUUAUUGGGAAUAAUACAAACCAGACAGAAA
Messenger RNA from Folsomia candida, 1584 nucleotides. RefSeq names its product pre-mRNA-splicing factor 38 (gene Prp38). The record is from RefSeq and is a predicted model, not a curated record. Gene Ontology annotation, cellular component: precatalytic spliceosome. The transcript is spliced from 5 exons. NCBI's taxonomy places the organism in Eukaryota, Metazoa, Arthropoda, Collembola, Entomobryomorpha, Isotomidae. Bases 123 to 1199 code for a protein of 358 amino acids.